Messenger RNA from Aspergillus viridinutans, 492 nucleotides. RefSeq lists its product as uncharacterized. Gene Ontology annotation, molecular function: oxidoreductase activity, acting on paired donors, with incorporation or reduction of molecular oxygen; heme binding; monooxygenase activity. The coding region runs from base 1 to 492 and encodes 163 amino acids. The record is from RefSeq and is a predicted model, not a curated record. The transcript is spliced from 3 exons. NCBI's taxonomy places the organism in Eukaryota, Fungi, Ascomycota, Eurotiomycetes, Eurotiales, Aspergillaceae.
AUGGAGCUAUCACUCUUCCUCUCACUAUUGAUUGAUGUUGCGCAGACAGGAGUCAUCCGGGAGGGUUUGCGACUGAGUUACGGGGUUAUCGGUCGUCUUCCCCGUGUGGUUCCUGACCCUGGGGCGGAGUUCAACGGAUACUUUCUACCGGCUGGUUCUGUUGUGGGGAUGUCCUCCUGGGUUAUGCAUCGCAACCCAGGCAUAUUUCCUGACCCCGAAUGCUUCAAGCCAGAGAAAUGGAUGGAUCCUGUAAAAGGACGCAAGCUUAGUCGAUAUCUGGUCAGCUUUGGAAAAGACAGUCGACAGUGCAUUGGCAUGCCAUUGGCAUAUUGUGAAUUAUACAUCACCACGGCCAUGCUGUUUCGCAAAUACGGUGACUUGGAGCUAGACGGAACAAAGCCCGAAGACUUGGUUUAUGAUGAUUAUUUCUCUGCGUUUAAUCCGGAGACGAGCCGAGGAAUGCGAGUCCGGAGGAGAAGCAAGUGCACUUGA